AUGUAGAGAAACAUAAGUCUAAAUAAUUCUAAGCAAAUUGAAAACAAGAACAAAAGAAAUAUAAGGGUAUUGAAAUCAACAAUUAAUAUUAGUCUAAGACAAAUGAUGCAAAUGACCUAGUCAAUCAGAGGAUCAGAUAGUUGUAUAAUCUGAAGGAAUUUAUUGGUUCUGAUGUUAAAAAUCAAAGUUUGAAAUAGUAAACACAGGAUCUGUAAAAUUAAAUACAGCAAUUCAAUUAAUAAAUGCAAUAUUAACCUUAAUUAUAAUAAGAAAUUAAUCUGUUAAUUUAAGUAAAUUUAGAUAUUUUAUAAUAAUAGUUUAAUGAUAAAACUAAAGAUUUUGAUUAAUUGAAGGUAAGAUUGCAAAAUAUAGAAUGAUUUGGAGAGAUAUAAAAAUAGAAGUUAGAAAUUGAAAGAGGAUUGGGUUUUUGGAAAGAUAAAUAUUCAAAAUUAGAGAAUGAUUCUAAACAUCUUUAUGAAAUAGAAAAAAAGACUGAGGAUUUAUAAAAUAGAUUGACAAUAACAAAUGAAGAAAAUGUGAGAUUGGAGUAAGAAAAUAGGAGUAUAUAAUUGAAAUUUUAUGCAUUAGAUAGAUUACUGAAAAAUUAAGAAUAAUUAGAAAGGAAGAAAUAAAAUUAAAAAUCAACAAUUUAUAAUAUUAAAUAAUAAUUGAAUGAGAAGAAAAGAAUUAUAUAAUAUUUAGAUUUAGAAUUAGAUUUUAUUUAUUUUAAGAAUUAGAUAUUAAACCUAAUGAUGAAAGAAAUUAAAAAUAGUAGAAUUGGAAAAUAAAUGUUUGGCUUUAGAAAGUAAUUUUUUUGGAAAUAAUGAAAGAUUGUAUGUGGAAAGGAAUUAAAGAGGUUACAUGGAAUAAUAAUUUAAUUAUAAUAAGAAUAUUAUGAAUUGA
Messenger RNA from Paramecium pentaurelia, 903 nucleotides. The record is from the annotation of a GenBank genome assembly. Lineage: Eukaryota; Ciliophora; Oligohymenophorea; Peniculida; Parameciidae.